Molecule: messenger RNA, 1382 nt
Organism: Neofelis nebulosa (Clouded leopard)
Lineage: Eukaryota; Metazoa; Chordata; Mammalia; Carnivora; Felidae
Product: glia maturation factor beta-like
Exons: 1
Coding region: 125-457 (110 amino acids)
Biological process (GO): negative regulation of Arp2/3 complex-mediated actin nucleation; actin filament debranching
Cellular component (GO): actin cortical patch
Molecular function (GO): Arp2/3 complex binding; actin binding
Source: RefSeq, a predicted model, not a curated record
GUCCUUCAGGCGAAAUGACAAGAAAAAGAGUGAGUCUUUGGUGGUUUGUGAUGUUGCUGAAGAUUUAGUGGAAAAGCUGAGAAAGUUUCGUUUUCGCAAAGAAACGAACAAUGCUGCCAUCAUAAUGAAGAUUGAUAAGGAUAAACGCCUGGUGGUACUGGAUGAAGAGCUCGAGGGCAUUUCACCGGAUGAACUUAAAGAUGAACUGCCUGAACGACAACCUCGAACCUUCAUUGUGUAUAGUUAUAAAUACCAACAUGAUGAUGGAAGAGUUUCAUAUCCUCUGUGCUUUAUUUUCUCCAGUCCUGUUGGAUGUAAGCCUGAACAACAGAUGAUGUAUGCUGGGAGUAAGAAUAAGUUAGUCCAAACAGCUGAACUAACCAAGGUAUUUGAAAUAAGAAACACCGAAGACCUAACUGAAGAAUGGUUACGUGAGAAACUUGGAUUUUUCCACUAAUGUGAACUUCUGUGUUUCUAAAGUAUUUAUGUAUUAACCUGACCAUACUGGAACCAGACAUAAAUACUUAUGCCUAAAAAUGCACUGUUACUUACAGUUUGUUUCCUGCAGUAAAAAAAAAUUCUUCGUUUGUUCAAAGUUUGAACAAAGGGGAAAUCAUCUUCAUAGUAAUGAAACUUUGUAAAGUGUUUCCUUAUAUUUGUAAUUGUUAGGUGGACUACUUCUCUCCAGGGACUUUUUGCACUCUUGUGACUAAUUUCUAUAACUUAUGGUUCAGAAUUUGUUACUAUUUACAGACACUAUUGGAAAGCGGGUAUUAGAUUGUGAUAGACAACCGUUGCCUCCUUUUGACAAAUACUGGAUAUUAGCAGUUUAUAUAUGAAAAUAGCGUAUUAUCACUUGUCAAAUCUUUGAAAUUAAUUUGGGGUAAAAGACUUGAAUGACCCAAUUUUGAGCCAUGAAAAGUAAUUUACUGUAGUAUAAUCUACAUUACAAGUACAUUUUUCAUCAGUUCAUGCCUUCUCUGGUUUCCUGUAUCUUUUUAAUCAAGUCCAGAAACUUUGUUCAUCAGCCGUUCAUUCUUAAGGUCUGGGAGUUAGAUGUUAUAAUAGUUAUGACUAUUAGGUUUUCUUCUUAAUAGAAAAUAGCAUCUUAGUCUUGGAAAUUGAUAGGUUGGAACUAAUCAAGGGCUUCAUUCCUGGUUGUGUCAUAGCUAGAUAGUUUUGGAUCUAGGUUGAUAACACUUUAAUUAUAAAGCACCUCUCAGUGUUGUCCUGUGAACACUAGUUACUUUAAGUGUGUUAAUACUGUGCCUUUGAUUUGUUAGCUUUAAAGUUAGUUUAAGACUUUUACACUGCCAGUAUUCCAGAUUUGGUGAAAUUAAUACUUUUGUAAAGGGUCCAAGUAAAACAAUUUUCUAAAUGUG